AUGACUGAUUCCUUCGAUUCGUUUUCAAGUAGCUUAGAUGCAAAAGGAGGAGACAAAGACCUGCAAGAGUUUUUAAUGGUAGAGAAGCAAAAGGCACAAUUUAAUGCUCAAAUACACGAAUUUAACGAUUUUUGUUGGGAAAAAUGUGUAGAUAAGCCAUCUAACAAAUUGGACAGUAGAACAGAAACCUGCUUGACAAAUUGUGUUGAUAGAUUUAUAGAUGUAUCACUUCUAAUCACCAAUAGAUUUGCUCAACUUCUACAAAAGAGUGGAGGCAUGUAA
Phaedon cochleariae (mustard beetle) is the source of this 282-nucleotide messenger RNA. The record is from the annotation of a GenBank genome assembly. NCBI's taxonomy places the organism in Eukaryota, Metazoa, Arthropoda, Insecta, Coleoptera, Chrysomelidae.